AUGAUGUCUUACCUCAAACAGCCCCCUUACGGCAUGAACGGGCUGGGGCACGGGCCCGCCAUGGACCUGCUGCACCCCUCCGUGGGGUACCCGGCCACCCCACGGAAGCAGCGGCGGGAGCGCACCACCUUCACACGCUCGCAGCUGGACGUGCUGGAGGCACUCUUUGCCAAGACCCGCUACCCUGACAUCUUCAUGCGGGAGGAGGUGGCCCUGAAGAUCAACCUGCCCGAAUCUCGAGUCCAGGUCUGGUUCAAGAACCGCCGUGCCAAGUGCCGGCAGCAGCAGCAGAGCGGCGGCGGGGCCAAGAGCCGUCCGGCCAAGAAGAAAUCCUCACCAGCCCGUGAGAGCUCGGGUUCGGAGAGCAGCGGGCAGUUCACGCCGCCGGCAGCAGCCUCCAGCUCAGCUUCUUCUUCGUCCUCCAGCUCGGCCUCGUCGGCCCCAGCAGGCGCCCCGGCCUCGCUCAGCACCCCGGCGUCAUCCAUCUGGAGCCCAGCUUCCAUCUCUCCCGGCGCAGCGCCGGCAGGGGUGACUGUGCCCGAGCCGCUGCCGCCGGCCGCGGCGUCCUGCAUGCAGCGGGCCGGCCCCGCCGCCGCCGCCUCCGCCAGCUACCCCGUCUCCUAUGGCCAAGGCGGGGGGGUACGGGCAGGGUACCCCGCACCGCCCUCCUCCUCCUAUUUUGGGGGCGUGGAUUGCAGCUCUUACCUGGCGCCCAUGCACUCCCACCACCAUCCCCACCAGCUCAGCCCCAUGGGGCCCUCCUCAGUGCCCGGCCACCCACACCACCCGCUGAGCCAGAGCUCGGGCCACCACCACCAUCACCAUCAUCACCACCACCAUCAGGGUUACGGCGGCACCGGGCUGCCCUUCAACUCCUCCGACUGCCUGGACUACAAGGAACCUGCCGCUGCUGCCUCUUGGAAGCUCAACUUCAACUCCCCCGACUGCCUCGACUACAAGGACCAGGCGUCCUGGCGCUUCCAGGUCUUGUGAGGGGCCGCCUGCUACCCCCCACCCCACCCCCCCAUUCACCACGGACCCCCUGCCUGGUGUCUCCUGCUGCCUCCGGGCAGGACUCUGGCUCCGGCUUCUCUUCCUCCUCC
Falco peregrinus (peregrine falcon) is the source of this 1103-nucleotide messenger RNA. RefSeq names its product orthodenticle homeobox 1 (gene OTX1). Gene Ontology annotation, cellular component: nucleus. The record is from RefSeq and is a predicted model, not a curated record. Gene Ontology annotation, biological process: multicellular organism development; regulation of transcription by RNA polymerase II. Lineage: Eukaryota; Metazoa; Chordata; Aves; Falconiformes; Falconidae. Gene Ontology annotation, molecular function: DNA-binding transcription factor activity, RNA polymerase II-specific; RNA polymerase II cis-regulatory region sequence-specific DNA binding.